Molecule: messenger RNA, 883 nt
Organism: Hermetia illucens (black soldier fly)
Lineage: Eukaryota; Metazoa; Arthropoda; Insecta; Diptera; Stratiomyidae
Gene: Tctp
Product: translationally-controlled tumor protein homolog
Exons: 3
Coding region: 129-647 (172 amino acids)
Cellular component (GO): cytoplasm
Molecular function (GO): calcium ion binding
Source: RefSeq, a predicted model, not a curated record
GCAUUGUGUCGCUAGUGGGCGCGGCCAUCAGACGUCUUCGUCCCUCGGUCGGUCUUUUCCGGUUUAGCCGUUGUCGUAGACGUUUGUGCUGUCGCGUCGUAGGAUAAAUCUUUCUCCAUCUUCACAAAAUGAGGCUGUACAAGGACCUUAUCACCGGUGACGAGAUGUUCUCGGACACGUACAAAAUGAAGCUGGUGGACGAUGUGAUCUACGAAGUUUACGGCAGAUUGGUGUCACGUACCGAAGGCAAUGUCGAGAUUGCUGGAUUCAAUCCGUCCGCUGAAGAGGCCGACGAGGGAGGCGAAGCUACAACUGUGUCCGGUGUAGACGUCGUGCUGAAUCAUCGGUUGGCUGAAACAUAUGCGUUCUCCGACAAGAAAUCUUUCACUCUGUACCUUAAGGAUUAUAUGAAAAAAUUGGUUGCCAAACUCGAAGAACGCGCACCUGACCAAGUUGAAACAUUCAAGACUAACAUGAACAAAGUUAUGAAAGAUAUCCUGGGCCGUUUCAAAGAUUUACAAUUUUUCACUGGUGAAUCGAUGGAUUGUGAUGGCAUGAUCGCUAUGUUGGAAUAUCGUGAAAUUGACGGUCAAAGUGUCCCCGUAUUGAUGUUCUUCAAACACGGUCUUGAAGAAGAGAAAUUGUAGGCCUGUUUGUUUUUAUUUACUUCUAUUUACCCUUAUCUUAUAUAUUAUUAUUUUUUAUUGAAUGUAUACAUCUAAAUAAUUUAAUUUUUAUACAAUAUGUGAACAAGAAAUGAAAAAAGUAUAAAAAUAAUAGUAAAAUUGAAACGAAGCAACAUCAAAACAAACACAUACGGAAAUAAUGACCGAUAUAAGAACAGAGAGGAAGAUUAAAAAGCCGAUGAUUGAGAGAAACAAAA